AUGAGUGUGGGGGUGCACCGAGAGGACUCGACAACUUCUCUGCCUGUGUUACAAACAGACCUCAAGAGUGGAAAACUCCAGCCCAGUGCCCGGAGCACUCGGUUUUCCGGACCCAAGCAGCCGCGGCUCCGCCCCUCGGUUUCCCACCCUGCCUGGCCACGCCUCUCCUCUCCUAACCCGGCCCGGGCCCCGCCCCCGCCACCUCCCACCACCAUUCCCUUCGGCUCCUGGUUCCUGCUAGGUUCGGCAGCAGUGGGAGCGCGCAGGCGCGGCUGGAGGCUCGCAGAGCUCAGAGUAGCGGCGCGGGGCGCGCGGACCGGGAGGCUCGCCAAGGGCGCUGGAGGGUGUCCCAGCUUCAAGUUCAGUAUCCCCUUCUGGGUGCCCCUGAGCGACGUCCCGGGCCCAUCCCUUCCCCCGCCCCGCCUCUCAGAGUGCGGAGUUGCCAGGAACGUUCCUGGUUUGGGGGAAGAGGAUUUGGGGAAGGCAGUGGCGGGUGACAGCGGGGGCGGGUCGGUGGGAGGGGGGCGCGUACGAGGUCGCGGUGUGGUCCUGGGGGACGGGGGCGGGGGCCGGCGUGGAGGGAGUGGAAGGAAGGGAACAACCUUCCUGCCUCAGCUUUUUCCUUCUUCCUGGUCCGCUGAUUUUGAUCAGUGCUCCUUAGUUUUCCUCACAGGAGAAAAAGCCAAUUCAGUAUUGAAACGCUACCCAAGAGCUAAUGGACUUUUUGAAGAAAUAAGACAGGGCAACAUUGAACGUGAAUGCAAAGAAGAAAUCUGCACAUUUGAAGAAGCAAGAGAAGCUUUUGAAAAUAAUGAGAAAACUAAGGAGUUUUGGAACACCUACACAAAAGCCCAACAAGGAGAGAGUAACCGAGGAAGUGACUGGUUUCAGUUUUACCUUACCUUUCCAUUAAUCUUUGGCCUCUUCAUUAUCCUUCUUGUCAUUUUCCUAAUUUGGAGAUGCUUCCUCAGAAACAAAACUCGCAGACAGACAGUAACUGAAGGCCACAUUCCUUUCCCUCAGCACCUUAAUAUUAUCACUCCGCCUCCCCCACCAGAUGAAGUGUUUGAUAGCAGUGGAUUGUCACCAGGCUUCCUGGAAUAUGUAGUUGGGCGCUCAGAUUCUGUCUCCACUCGCCUAUCCAACUGCGAUCCUCCACCCACCUAUGAGGAAGCCACUGGCCAGGUGACCCUCCGGAGGAGUGAAACAGAACCUCAUUUAGACCCACCCCCAGAGUAUGAGGACAUCAUCAAUUCCAACUCAGCCAGUGCCAUUGCCAUGGUGCCUGUGGUCACCACCAUCAAAUGA
Molecule: messenger RNA, 1308 nt
Organism: Puma concolor (puma)
Lineage: Eukaryota; Metazoa; Chordata; Mammalia; Carnivora; Felidae
Source: RefSeq, a predicted model, not a curated record